ACCAGAUGGCGCAGCAGGCGGCGCUGAAUCUCGCUCAACAGAAGCUUGCCACGCAGCAGCAGGCGGCGUUCUCGAUGGCCCAGCAACAGAUGGCAGCACAGCACAAGGCUGCCAUCGCGAGAGCUCACCAACAGAUCGCUGCAAUGCAUCACGUUGCGGCGACUCGGGCAUCGUCCGCGGCAACCUUCACGACGUCUGCCUGUCACGCAGCGCAGAUGACGACGCACGCUAGCGCCAUGCGGGAAACCGCAAAGAGUGUAGACGUCAAAGAUUGCAAUCAGGUUCAAGUCCAACCUGAAAAACAAACUGCUGAUCCAGGUUUAACCGAAGAGUCGAUGAAGCAGUUGCCGUCGGCGACUGGUAAAGACUCCGGCUCAGUCUCAGGUCGACAUGGUGUGAUGCAAUCAGUCAGGGAAUCUUCACCUCUAAAGAAACCUACAGGAGCUAAUCUGCCGUCGGAUGUGCUGGUGUCUCAGUUUGCGCAGAAGCGAGCGCGCGAGAUCGAGACGCUCACUGUGGAGCUCAUGAUGGCAGACACGCCAUUCGGAAAACCUGUGUUCCAGACGAUCCCGCGUCACAUGCGCCGUCGCACGAUGAGUUACAACGUGAAACGUCUGCCGCGGCGACUACAGGCCUCCCAGACAGGACAGUUUUCGAAAGUUGCACCCGUCGGUCCGGGAAAACGGCCGAGUAGGAAGCAUCGGCGUCGUCCUAGCAACCUGCUGGAGGAGUACACGCGUCGGCAACGCCGCAACGUGUGGCUGGAGACACAUAUAUGGCAUGCUAAACGCUUCAAGAUGGCCGACUUGUGGGGCUACAAGAUCCCGCUGCAUCCCUGUGAUAAGAGCAUACGCGCAUCGUACCGCGCCAGCGCCCGGCAUUGCCUUCUACAGGAUGUUUCUUACCUCUGCUGUUUGGAGCUGCGAGGGUCUGAGCAGGAAAUCAUUACGGGCAUGCGGGAUGUGACCAGCACUGAUACAGGUCUAUCUGUUGCUGCAAAAGCAUACAUCAGUGGAACAAGGCAAGGAAGCACUGUGUUAUAUGGACCAAGCCAAUACCCACACAAUGCUCUUGGGCAAGCUGACUUCAUUUGGGAGCCAGUGUUCGGCACGACUUCAAGCGAGCGUCGGAGGUUGUGGAUCUGGGUCCACGCCUCCUGCUCAAAGGCUGUUCUCACCGCCCUUCUCACUGCCUUCCACAUGAGCGACUCGCCGACCUUCACCGAUUCGCCAUCCAGUCAGGAGUCGGACCCGAAGGCAGCGGCAGACGUAUCUGCAGACAGUCACGGUGAGAAACCACGCGAUCAGGAAGCCAUGCCCAGUCACAGUGAGGAUCAGUGCAGCCCAGGCAUCGCUGGCUCCACCGCCGCGGAUCAGGGACGAGAGCCGAGCAAAGCCGAAGUCGUAAACUCGCUCGCGACCGACGCGAAAGCGCGGAAAAACGUCGCGAAGAAGAAGCGACCGGCGAAGAGGAAGAAAGCCGGGGAGGCGGCGGCGGCGACGACGACGAAGAGAAAGCCGUUCGAGGUGGCGCCGGCCGUCGCCGCGACGUACACGAACGGACGCGUGACCUUGGUCUCGCUCAAGGACAAACUCGUCAGGUUCCGGCUGACCGGUCCGCUCUCGCAGGCCGUGCUGUGCGACUUGCUCCAGCCCGCCGACGUCGUCGUCGCCGCGGCGGCGCCCUCUGGCGGCAAUGUCGCAGCUGCGGCCGUCGCCGCGGAAAGCGAAGCAGAGAUGGCGCCAUCUACAGUCGGUGACGGCAACUCGAGCUCAAUUCCGAAAUGCGAAGAAGGGAAAGAUGGUGAAGAAGAUGGCGGUGGCACUGUAUCCCCGGGCACGCCGCCAGAUGGCAGCACCGAACAGCAGUACAGCUCAAUUGAACAGUGUCAAAGUGACAGUCCAGCUUUGUGUAAAUUGGUGCGGUCGGUGGCGACGCUUGCAGCAAAAGUGCUGCUACCUGUUGGCAGUAGUGAACACUGUGAAGAAGAGAGCACAGUGGCGACACCUGUGGUCAGUGGUCCAGAGGACAAAGCAGCUCUAGAAGAAAUUGAUCGGCCAGCUGUUGUGGAUGCUGCGACGAUACCUAAGUGGUGGGAGGUAUACUACACUCACCAGCAGAAAGCUGAGCAACAGAGAAGUCAGGCUGAGGCAUGGAGAGCAUUGAAGGCAGUCCAGUCACCAGCUGAACUGCCACCUCACUGUGUGCUAGGACUUACAGUCAGAGAUCCACGCAUCUUUCUACCCAAGAAACGAACCAAAGUCAUGAACGAAGUUACUGAGGUAGCAGUGCAGCAGGUGGAUGUUGCAACUCGGCUACCAGAGGGCAUAUCGGCUUCUCCACUGUGGGAUGAAGGGAUCCGUAAAGAGGUGACUACGACAAAACUCACGGAGCAGGAGAUGAACAGACUUCGAUCUCAAAAUAUUGUUCCCGGCACACCGCUGCAGCUGGGACGGGAGGAGUCCCGGGUCCCGAUCCUGCUCGUCCAGAACCCGGGCCACGGCGACGCGCGGCAACCUACGACACUUGGCUACGGCAGCGGCUGGGACGUGGUCCUGCCGUGCGGAUGGAGCAUGGCCUUCUGGGUGGGGCUGGUGUACAGGGGCGCGCGGGCGGCUGGCUUGAGGGAGUGCACGGCUUGCUGCUGGGAGAGGGGCGUGCCGAGCUUCCCUGAUGGCUACCCCGACACGGAGGCUGCGAGAAUACAUCAGACAAAGGUACGAGAAAAACUUGAAAUGGAAUAUUUCCGACGUCCACCGGAUAAAAGGCCGAAGCUAUAUCAAGUAUGGAUCGUAUCACACGUUCAGCUGCCCUUGAAGCACCCUCGUGGCAGAGUGGGGAAAGAGAGGUUUUACGUUUUGCGAUCUCAGCGUGAUUUGCAGACAUUAAGCCAGCUAGACAAGCGUUUAAAGACCUCACCUACGCUGGAUAAUGAGUCUCAGCAGAGGAGCAUUGAUAAAAUGGACGCCGUAUUGCAGCACCACGUGAGUGCAAUCGUUGCUGUGCGUCUGAAGAUGUUACAGCGUGGCACCCCUAACAGGUUCGCCACGAUCUGCCUUCCUUCCCCGGACGACCUUGAACGACUGCUCAAGGACAAACAGUACGGCGGCCCGCUGGAACAGCGACACAAGGAUGUGUCAACGCCGAAGCUCAAAGCUCUUCUCGCCGAGCAUAAGAAGAUCGCGCGGAAGAAGGCCAAGAUGGCGGCGGCGUCCACCGGCGAGGCAGCGAAGCGAUGUGGCGGCGGGGCGGCGGACGGCGGGGCGAGGGUGGCGGCAUCACGGCGGGAGAUGUUCGGUGACGUGGCGGGCGUCGUCGGUCACUGCUGCCGCGACGCGAUGGGGUUCGUUAUCGCUGGUAACUUCUCGUUCACGGUCGGCGGCGGAUGCGCCGUUGGAUUCUGCAGCGUUGCCGGCCUCGUCGAGGCGGCGAGGGCGCAGCAGCGCUCGCCCCCUCUGGUGGUGCUCGUUAGAAACCCGGCGUCGUUACAGUAUCGGUUUGCGAAACUGGAUAUUCUCAGGUAGCCGCUGGUGGCUGAACGUGCAAGCGGGACCGGGUCAUUCGUGCGUUGAAUGUCGUCAGAGCGUUCGUGAAAAAUGGAAGCACGUUGCGUUUACAUAGUCCUGACUUUUCAUCGGCCGUCAGUGUUGUAUACAACGAAGCUUCUGUUAGAAAGGUGAGGCAGCGGAGGUUGCCAGGUCCACCAGACACGGUGAGUGAAUAAGAGAUUGGAUAUCAUUGUUGCAUCUUUAGUGUCAUCGAAAAUCUAUCACUACUGAAAAUGUACAACUCCUAACAUCGUGGAGAAUUGGUCCAUCUCGAAAGCUCCUGUCUUCAUUGUAUAUUUCACCAGCAAAAUCUACAAUCUUAUUAUCAUUUUGAUUCGAGCUUGUAAUUUUCUCAACAACACACACUGUUUUGCAAUAAGUCAUAACGUGCGUGCUUUUCAAUGAAUCUCCUGUGUUUGCAUUCCAAAACUAGUCAAUAUUGCGAAUGUUAUAUGCCAGGAUGACACGCAUUACUUUUAGUUGCGUGUACUUAUACUGAUACGUAUUACUUGCAAUACUGUGUGCAUUACUGAUAUUCAUUUAGGCAGAUAAACGCAAGGAAACAACACUAGUUAAUAUUUUCAAUUUACAUGUUAAUUUAAAUGAUUUAAUGAGUAUAAUUACUGUAAUAAAUAGACACCAAGUGACCAAGAACGUGCAUUUUGAUGACGAGAUUUAAGCAAUUGCAAGCUUCUGAGAUGGGCCAACUUUCAUUUGGGAGAUGUAAAUAUUCAGUACUGUGAUGUAUUUUUGUCGUUUCCAUUGAAGAUUUCUUCCCACGUAGUCUGAAGCAUGCUUGUUUUGCGAAUUGCCAUAAUGCAUAAUGCAACGCCAUACCACCCAGCUACUAGUACUACACAUUUCCUGCAAUAAUUAUGCCUUUCAUUGCGUGUCUUGUUACGUGUUUCGCGUCUUGGUUUACGUAAUAUAACAAGCCUUGAUUAGUGAACACUUAAUCAUACUUUGCUCAUCGUAAAUUAGUGUAUUUAGUAGUCGUUAGUGCACCGCGUUCAUUUUCUUGUAUAUCACUGUAUCACAGGCAUAGCAUGGCAGUUGUGUUUAGAUAGAUGUUAAUUUGCAAAAAAGAAAUCAGUGCUGCAAUUGUCGUACGUGGCUUGGAUUGUGUGGGAAGAUUCCUUUAAUUGCACAUGAUACACCCACCCACCACAUUUGCAGGUGAUGUGCAUGUCUCGGCAGGUUUUUGUGUCUUGAUAAUUGCGUAGUCGCGUAUUAUUGCUCACCUGCCAGCUGUUACGGGACGUGAGACAGGAAUGUCAACCUUGUGAAAUUUAUUUACGCUUAAGAGAUAAUCAUGUUUGAUUGUGGCAUGAUAUAGUCGGGAGUGAGUAAAAGGCGAUGCCUUUUUUAUUUACUCCUGAUAUAACGUACACGUUUUUCGAUGUUGCAAUUGCAGUUGUUGCACACAUAAUUUCAUGAAUGAUACUUCAAACUGUUUUGAUCCAUUUUCAGAGUAUAUUAAAAGUGAACUACAAACAUUGAA
Molecule: messenger RNA, 5049 nt
Organism: Priapulus caudatus
Lineage: Eukaryota; Metazoa; Priapulida; Priapulimorpha; Priapulimorphida; Priapulidae
Product: ribonucleases P/MRP protein subunit POP1-like
Exons: 14
Coding region: 6-3524 (1172 amino acids)
Biological process (GO): tRNA 5'-leader removal
Cellular component (GO): nucleolar ribonuclease P complex; ribonuclease MRP complex
Source: RefSeq, a predicted model, not a curated record